Stegodyphus dumicola is the source of this 2294-nucleotide messenger RNA. Its product is annotated as polyamine-transporting ATPase 13A3-like. Gene Ontology annotation, cellular component: membrane. Lineage: Eukaryota; Metazoa; Arthropoda; Arachnida; Araneae; Eresidae. The record is from RefSeq and is a predicted model, not a curated record. Gene Ontology annotation, biological process: polyamine transmembrane transport; intracellular calcium ion homeostasis. Gene Ontology annotation, molecular function: P-type transmembrane transporter activity; ATP hydrolysis activity; polyamine transmembrane transporter activity.
AUGUCAAAAAUCUGGAAAUCAUUUAAAGACACUUGUGAUACAUUCAGACAAGCAGCUGAAGGUCGUCAACGUGCUACAACUGAGUCUCAAGACCGUUAUUGGUAUGAGCCUUUCAUCUAUGACAGGGAUAAUACACACACUCCAGCCGCAUCACAUUCCGGAACUGCUAUACUCACUGUGAAUAUGAUGUCGUAUGUGAUUGCUGCAGUUAUUUUCGCUCCGGGACCACCAUAUAGGAAGAAUUUCCUUUCCAAUAAGCUAUAUGUCACAGUAAUCGUAGCAGAAUUCAUACUAGUGUCUUAUUUGACCAUCUAUCCUGCAGAUGCUUUUUCGAACUUUAUCAAUCUCAAGCCAUCGCCAUUCAUUGAAUAUCAUUUAGUCUUGUAUGUUUUAUCUUUAGCCAAUUUCAUCGUUUCCUAUAUAUGGGAAAUAUUCUUCAUUCAAGGAUUCCUCUUCGAAUAUGUAGUUCCAGCUCUACGAAGAUUAAGAGGACCAAUUCACAAGUAUGAGAAGCUCCAAAAGGAGUUAGAAGCCAAUAGUAAAUGGCCACCAGUUGGGCGCUAUGAAAUAGCCAAACUGAAAGAUGAGUAUGGAUCCGAUGAAGUGGAUGCUGCUAUUACCCGGCAUUCUAGUAGGAGAUACAAUUGGACAAGACAAAGCAGCGAUCUGAGACAUUCCAUGCUUGUUGGACUAAAACUUGCCAAAUCCAGCGAAACUGACGAUUCGCCGGACGAAGCUCUUUCUUUCGUGACUUUCAAGGAUGGAAGGCACAAAGUGAAUGCAACUGUCAACAAUAGUCAAGAUUUUGUUUAGAAUUUCUGAUGAAUAUCCUGAGAUAAGUGAAAAGGAAACAGUGAGGAUUUUUUAGAGAAAUAACGCUGAGUUAUUUAUGAUUUUAACGCUGGGUUAAAAUCAUUUGUUCUCAGUGUUCACAGCUCCGAAAAUAUAAACUGAAUCGUGAUCAUUUAUCCAGUGUUACCAUGCUACGCAGAAAAACAGUCUGUGGAUAUUUAAUCUGCGCAGUAUGAACAUGAAUUACUCCGUGUCAUUAGUGCGUCCCUUGCAAUAAAGAAUUUGAGAUCAGUCCAAAAAAUAUUUCAAAACCUGUUAUUUGCUGAUCGUAUUCCGAACCGAGAGACAUUUUCCGGCUUCUUUACGUCGCUAAUACUGCAGGCAGCCAACACAGAAUAAAUGAAUGACAUCACUAAAAGUGAGAAAAAAAAUCCAAGAAUUAUGAAUCCAUAUCUAAUUUUAGUGCUGAAAACAGUUGUAUUGUGAAGCUAAAAUAGCAUUUCAUGUUCUUAAAAGUCUAAAAUGAGUCGAAAUUGAAAGUUUUAUUCUUUCUUCGGAUAAAAAGAAAAUCAAAAUUUGCUAUUAACAAACGCUAUUAUUUUUAUUACCUAAAUUUCAUCAAAAAUGAAUCUUACUCUAAAACUAUAAAGCAUAUUUUAUAUAUUGCAUUUUUGUUAAAAUAUUUCAUAGUGAGAGAAAACUUCAUAAAAUAUUCCAAAAACACAGAAGCUGCGAAUAGUUUCGGUAGAUAUUUCGUAUAAAGUACCAAAUGACUUUUCAUACCAUUACUGAAAAUCAUCUCAAUAAAAUUUAGUGAAAUUCGCUAUUCUGUCAGGAAUAAUAGUUAGAUUAAGAGAUAAAAUAUGCAGGAUAAAUAAGCUAUUUACAAUACGGACAUCUGAUAUAAUUGCAGACGUAUUACGAUUAAACCAUGAGUCAAGCAAAAUGUAAAUGGGAAAAUGAUUAGUGGAAGUAGAUACACAAAUUUCGAAACAGAAAGUUGCAUAAAAAUGUACAUGGAAUGUAUAAAAUAUGUAUGGGAAAGAAAUAAGAUGUAAUGGUUAGGAAUCUGUACAUAACAUACACAUCUACAAACGUUAAUAAAAUAAACUAUAGCAAUAAAAAUAUAAAUUUCAUGAGUAGGAAAUAAUUAUCAUAUAUUUAUAUACAGAAAAGGAUUUUUUAAAGAAAUGCUUAAUUAUAUUUCAGAUUUGAAUUAUAGUAGCUCUUAAAUCUUUAUUGGAGCGAACACUGUAGAGUUCAAAACUCAAUGCUCUACUAGACAAUUUUAUGCUUAGUUCUUCAAGUGUCAAACGGUAUAGUCAAGUGUCAAACGGUCAAACGGUAUAGGAACUUUGCACUUUAGUUUAAGACAUUACAUUAAAAUUGCAUUCCAUCUACUGUUGUUGUAAGAAAGAAAAUGUAUGUUCCUUCUAGGCAUUUAUAUCAAGCAUCUCUUAAAAUGUCAUUUACAUAGUUCAAAUAUAUAGUUUUUCAUAUAU